UGCAGCGCUACAGAGCAGCCUACAGAGCUACGCGCCCUCGCUGUAAAAAGUGUCGGCGAGCGCCUUUUCGAGGCUUCUCUUCCUCCCUUUGCCCCCCGUCCUUCCUCUCUUAACCGUCCCUCGGUUUCUCCGCCGCGACCUUGUGGCGGGAACAAUGCAGCAGCGCCGCCGCGGCUCCCCCUCCUCCUCCUCCUCCUCCUCCGCCGCCGCCCUGCUCCUCGGCCGGCUCUGGCUCCUGCUGGUGCUGGGGGCGGCGACGACGAGUGCGUCCGCGCAGGUGAAGAAGCGAGUGCCCAACGCGCGGUGGAAGCCCGCCACGGCCACCUGGUACGGCAGCCCCGACGGCGACGGCAGCGAUGGUGGGGCGUGCGGGUACGGGUCGAUGGUGGACGUGAGGCCGCUGCGGGCCCGGGUCGGGGCGGUGAGCCCGGUGCUGUUCAAGAACGGCGAGGGCUGCGGGGCGUGCUACAAGGUGAAGUGCCUGGACCGGGGCAUCUGCUCCCGGAGGGCCGUCACCAUCAUCGUCACCGACGAGUGCCCCGGCGGGUACUGCUCCGGAGGGAACACCCACUUCGACCUCAGCGGCGCCGCCUUCGGCCGCAUGGCGAUCGCCGGCGAGGCCGGCCCGCUCCGCAACCGGGGAGUCCUCCCCGUCCAGUACCGGAGGACGCCGUGCAAGUAUCCAGGCAAGAACAUAGCCUUCCACGUGAAUGAGGGCUCCACGGACUACUGGCUCUCGCUCUUGGUCGAAUUCGAGGAUGGAGAUGGCGACGUGGGUUCCAUGCACAUUAGGCCCGCGAGUUCGAGCGAGUGGAUAGAGAUGAAGCACUUGUGGGGGGCGAACUGGUGCAUCAUCGGGGGUCCUCUGCAAGGCCCCUUCUCGGUGAAGCUGACCUCAUUGUCGACCAACAGAACGCUCUCGGCCAGAGACGUGAUCCCGGGGAACUGGUCUCCCAAAGCCACUUACACUUCUCGCCUCAAUUUCUUCUAAAAUCCCAUUCAUCCGCCAUAAGCAUCCCCUCUACUCGGCAUCACAUCACAAAGGAGCUUUCGUCGGUGCUUUUUGGAAGAAAAGUAGCCAGUGGGAGCUGCAUAAUUGAUCGGCAUCCCAUGCUCUUUCUUCUUCUCCUUAUGCUUAUUUUCGAUCUUGAUUUGUACUUUUUUUCCUCAUGUGGGUUUUCUUUAUAGGCAAUGUGUGUGGGGGUGCAAGUGUUUGUGUUGGUGUUUGUGUUGUGUAGUUGAUGUAGCCCUCUCCAAAGGGAGAGAGAGCGUGCAUAGGCUUUGCAAUAGAAUGUGUGUAGAUUGGGUUGGUGCGGGGUUAACGAGAUUGUUGUGGGCCAUUUGUCUUGUCUUGUCUUGUCUUGAUGACUUUGGACCGCUCGAAUUGAAAUCUUGCUGGUCGAUCCAUGUGAGGGGAGACAAAGGUCAGGACUUGUGGCCCUGUGGGGACCCUUGUGAGUUUGUUUCUUCCGUUGAUGAAGUAGAAGCUGAAAUGUAAUUGUUCGAGUUACUUGCAGAAUCGGAGUGAUGUAUUUAGUGGCUA
Molecule: messenger RNA, 1543 nt
Organism: Eucalyptus grandis
Lineage: Eukaryota; Viridiplantae; Streptophyta; Magnoliopsida; Myrtales; Myrtaceae
Product: expansin-B3
Exons: 4
Coding region: 155-991 (278 amino acids)
Biological process (GO): sexual reproduction
Cellular component (GO): extracellular region; plasmodesma
Source: RefSeq, a predicted model, not a curated record